UCAUGGGACUGAGCGACUACUAGAUUCUUGGACUUCCUAUUCACAGCUACCCACUGUUGGGUUAGUUGGACUGCUGACUGUUGGUCAUUCCAGUAGGUUUUGUGACUCUAGAGAACCCUGACUAAUACAAACUCCACCUCUUCUCGGGGGGCUGCACAUCAGAAGGACGAGCCAAGUUCUUGAGCAGUGGGGCUGCAGCUGAGUCCAUAACCCGGCUUCCUCACUGAGACUCUGGGUUCCUUCCUCUCUUACCCACUUGCUCUUCGGGAAGCUCACAUGCGGGCUGGAAACCCAUUUGUUCCUCUUCAGAAGUUUUGUUAUUUAAAAUGUAACAGGUGAACACCCACGGGGGAUGUGGUUUUUGUAUAGAAGUGCCUGAAGUCCCUAGGAAAGCCCUGAUGUUUGGUUGGGUCUGAGAACUGUCAUCUACUGGCAUACAAUGAAUGCAUCACAGUGAGGCUUACCCUGUGGACAUCCUGGAGGAUGACGCGGAGGGCUAUCAGGCAGCAGCUGAGGCUUACUAUGAGAUGCUCAGGGAAGGAGCCCAGACCUCAGCAGAGGUUAUCUCCCUUUCCACUGGGGAGCAGGUCAGACUUGAGGCUUCAUCUCUUUGUUUUUGCACGAUGUACCGUGAUGAACCUCAACAUAAAAUACUGGGUUUGGUUAGUCCCCAGGACACAAAGACAGUUGUGGCUGUUUACUUAAAGGAAUCCUGGUGGUCCAUCGAAGACAUCCUAAGAACUUCUGAUCCCACGCGGGAAGGGCUCAUGAAGGUUCAGUCCUUUGGGGAAAGGAUUAUUCUCUUUGUUCUCAACGUGAUUGUUUUUGGAAGACUGGAGAGAAGGCUGCACAGCGAUGACAUGUUUUUCUUACCUCACCCUGCGAAGGAGCAAGCUAAGAUUCUGUGGAGAGAUGGAGCCGCGGUUGCAUUUUACUCAGUCAAAAUGAAAGGCAGCCUCUGUGGUGAUGGUACCGGCACAUGCUACCUGCUGCCUGUCUUCGACACCGUGUUUGUGAGGAGGAAGAACCGUUGUCAAGGCCUGGGGACAGCCAUGCUGAGGGACUUCUGUGACACCUUUCAAGGAGACGAAGCUCUGGGUAUCAGUUGUCCGAUAUCUCCUGCCAUGUACAGAGUCCUCAGGCAGUUCCUGUUGACCUGUCCAGGCGAGAGAGGGCGCUUGUGGGAGGUGGAGCCCCCGGGGGCCUGGGGCCAGCAGCGUGUUAACAUCUGGCUCAAGGUUUAUCUUCAAGAGCGGAGACUUCAAGAUGGGAGCACCGUGCACCCUAAAUGUUCUGAAGAGGACACGGACACUCCUGGGCAGGCUUCUAAGGAGGAUGGACCCACACAGUUUAAUCAUGGAGAAAGCCACAAGGAGUGGGCUGUUGGAGAACCGGAGAGGACACAGAAUGACCGACGGUGUGCGGAAGUGUGUGAGGAAGCGCGUUAGGUGUGAACUCGGCACCUAACUCCUCAGAGGUCCGUCUGGCUUCUCCAGGAACGGAGCCUGAGGGUUUUAUACAGCCCUGAAUAGUCUCUGGUCCCGAGGAUGGUGUUUGUUAUCUCUGGCUCCCCUGGUAGGCUCCGGAACAACAGGGUCUGAAGACGUGCUUGGGUGAGCCAGUUACUCAAUGGGAGCCACUUUUGUGGGCCAACUGUUGGCAGAUGCAGGACUUUAGAACGUCAUUCAUUAAAAUGACCAUUGCUUCCACUCCCCAGGAGGAUAGGAGGGAGAUGCGUGGGACCCUGUGAAUGAAUGCACACCCUUCCCUUUAGUGGAAACAGGCUCAGAGAUGGACCAUGGUUCCCAUCCAUGUUGUACAUUCAGCCCUGUUGUAACCUCAGAGCUCCACAGUGGAGUUUUUCAGGGAGACACAUUCCUUCUCUGGGGACUUGUCAGUCACUUCUGAGCUCCUUGAGGACACACACCAGGGCUGGAUAAUGUCAACCAUGCCAGGGCCCAAUGGUGGCCACUGUGGGCCUUGGACUGCAUUAGGCUCAGUGUACUGCCCGUGUUGCCUUCAAUGCCAUCGGGUCCAGAUGUCUGCAUGCAGGGGAGGAUUUCUACCUGAGAAAGCGAGCCUGGCACUUUAUGUUCCCUGAAUGCUCAACAACAUAUGCUGUGGGGCCUUAUAUUUGUCAAAGCGUGCAGCUCUUUGCUCAUUUCUACAUACAUGCACACAUGCAUGCGUGCACACAUACAUCUCUCAUUUUCUCUCUCUUCUUUUUCCUU
Mus caroli (Ryukyu mouse) is the source of this 2231-nucleotide messenger RNA. Lineage: Eukaryota; Metazoa; Chordata; Mammalia; Rodentia; Muridae. The record is from RefSeq and is a predicted model, not a curated record.